Messenger RNA from Lethenteron reissneri (Far Eastern brook lamprey), 3975 nucleotides. It is a transcript of the gene LRAT, whose product is annotated as lecithin retinol acyltransferase. Gene Ontology annotation, molecular function: phosphatidylcholine-retinol O-acyltransferase activity. Gene Ontology annotation, cellular component: rough endoplasmic reticulum. NCBI's taxonomy places the organism in Eukaryota, Metazoa, Chordata, Hyperoartia, Petromyzontiformes, Petromyzontidae. Gene Ontology annotation, biological process: vitamin A metabolic process; retinol metabolic process. The record is from RefSeq and is a predicted model, not a curated record.
CGCGUUAACGGCACAACGCUCUCCUCGCAUUGUGCCGUUAUAAACGCGGCGGUGGCGGCGGCGGCGGCACAGACUUACACAGGGCACCUCAUUAUGAUUGCGCUCAUUAAAGCCAACGAGUUGAAUUCCACCACGAAUAUCUCGUUCGGUGGCCAGAUUUGUCGCGUCCCCGCUCACUUUUCGCCCGCGCGAUAAGCUCCAGAGCGGCGGGGAGGAAGACACGGGUCACGGUGUAAAUGUAACUCUGCACAUUUGUUCGCGCACGGGACAAGGCCUCUUCCGCUUUACUCCACCUCGGUGCGGUGGAGGGACAACGCUCAUCGAACCGAACCAGCGGGCUCAUCGUAUCCAGGAGGUCGCACGCCACCCGUGAUAUGAUCGCGGGCGUGCACUCCUCUAUGGGCGCCUCGCCCGCGUUGUCAGCAGCGGCAGCAGCUGGGGUGAUCCGCAAGAAAGAACGAGGAGGAGGUGAUCCUCCUGCCGUGCACUGCGCGCUGCGCGGGGCCCUGCACGUGAAACGUCUCGACGGGGACACGUGGCCCAGGUCCUCCUCCUUAACCACCUCGGCAUCCUCCUCCACCACCACCUCCUCCUUCACGGUGGGGGCCGGGACCCGCUCGAACCGCCCCAGAACCGAGUCGGCCUCCUCCUACAAUCGCGGCGACCUGCUGGAGGUACCACGUACCCUCUUCACGCAUUUCGGCAUCUACCUGGGGGAUGACCGAGUCGCGCACUUCUUGCCCGACAUCCUGCCCCUGCUCACCAGCGACCAGCAGCUCCUGUGCAAGGUGGUGACCAACACUCGGCUCAUCCUGGGCUCCGUGGCUCGACGCGGCACCGUCAGGGUCGACUCGGUGGUCGACUUUGUGUACGGGGCGCCCCAGGUGCUCGUGAACGCGGCCGACCGGCUCGCCCACGAGCCCGCGGACGCGCGCCGACGCGCCUCCCUGCCCGGGGAGGUGGCGGCCAGGAGGGCCGAGAACUACUCGGGGGACACCGUCUACUCGCUGCUGUGGAACAACUGCGAGCACUUCGCCACGCACUGCCGCUACGGAGACGCGUGGAGCGAGCAGACCGAGCAGUUCUGCUCGUUCCUCAAGAGGUGCGUCAGGGACAAGCGCAGCGUCUUCGUGGGGGCCACCCUGGGCCUCUCCCUGACCUUCUACUGCGGAGCGUCCCUUCUCUUCGCCAUCAUCACCUUCGUCAUCUCGCUGCUCAUCUGGAUGGCCGGAUGACCGACACGCAAACGCCAAGCCACGAGCAAAGUUGACCUUUCCUCCGCAACACUCGCCACGUUUAGCAGAGAAUAUCCACCCAACCGCUGGGUAACAGUUUUGUUACAGACCAAAAAACACCCAAAGUUUAAUUUCUUCCAGUGCCUUGAAUGUGCCUUUAUUUGACUCGGCCAUUAAUAAUCCGGAAUCUCAAAUGUUAUAUUCUGCAACUGAGCUCACGUGCACGUGUACAGCCCUUGUGUGAAUUCCCUGCUGGAUAAGGCCCUUCCUGGUGCCGUGUGAGUCGUGGAGGAUUAUUUGACCAUACUUCACGCAAGUUAGGGGGGGGGUGCACAGAAGUAUAGUACAACAAUGGAUUUUGCAGCACUGUCCACUAAUGUAGCCUUGGAUUCAUAUUUACAAGAUGUAUUAUUAUAUAAAGCAAUUUAUAUAUUGUAUGUAAAAUUGCCAAAGUUUCACAUUACUUGUUUGUGCAUAUAAAAUGUCAGCUGCGUGGCCUUAUGAACGGUAUUUUUCAUCGCAGGUACAAGAUGAUGUGGUUGUACUUGAAAAACAAUGCAAUAUAUAUGCGUGUAGGAGAGGGCAAAUGUUACAUUGGGAAGUUACUUACGGCAUAACGUUCAGUCGGUGGAAUUGACUGACACGGCAAAUCUUGAUUUGAAGCUUUUGUGACUGCAGGAAUCCAUACUCUUUGGUUCUUUCGGUAAAGUCACGUAGGUAGAAAAAUAAAAUAAAACAAAUAAUAAUACAUCACGAAGUUUCGAUCGCAACACAAGCGGUCGUCCUCAGGCGGAAAAAAGAAUCCAGCAGUUCCACAAAAAACAAUCCAGUGAUUUUACCGAAAGAACCAAAGAGAAUGGAUACGGCAAAGCUGAAAAUUGGGGACGUUGUACGACUCAAUAUGCGUGAUGCCACGGUGAAACCUCAACGUAGGCAAGUUCCUUGACCCUAGAUUUGAAGCUUUCGUGACUGCAAGGAUUCAUACUCUUAGUUCUUUCGGUAAAGUCACGUAGGUUAAAAAUGAAAUUAAAAUUAUUAUUUUAUUUUUUAUUAAUUUUAAUUUCAUUUUUUACCUACGUGACUUUACCGAAAGAACUAAGAGUAUGCGUUCCUUGACACCAGCGAGUCAACCCUCUAGCGCGACCGUGCUCUCAGGGUGGGGGGGUGGAGGGUCACGGCAGUGUUAACGAUAAACAAAACAUGAAACAAUCGCAUGUUGGUUCUUUCGGUAAAGUCACGUAGAAAGAAAAUAAAUUAAAUAAUAUAAAUUCUUUUCUUUCUCCGGGACUUUACAGAAAAUAAAUUAAAUUAUAUAAAUUAUUUUCAUUCUCCGGGACUUUACCUUAAGUACCAAAAAGUAAUUCCUGCAGUCAUGAAAGCUCCAAAUCUAGAUGAAACAAUCGUUCAAUGAUACACAGAAUGAGUUACGCUCCCCCGUCUGCUUUUGUCUAUUUUGCGUUAAGCUGAACAUCGGAGUUAAAAGCUGCGACGUCCAUCGCUUAAUUGCACUCAUAUUUGUUUCAACAUCUUUUGACUUGAAUGAUCAUUCAGAUGUUUAGGGGGGUGGGGAGGGUUGGGCUGAGCCCAUUAGCAUCAGGAGGGAUAAGGGUGCUCAGCAACCACGUCCGACAGCGCCGAUGGGAUGGUGGUACUGAACCGAUCGCUACACAUCUCAUCACGGCAACACAGCUCGGUGCUCUGAUGCCACUAAUAUUGCAUGCACCUGGGUAACGUGUACACAAAGUACUCGCGCACCUUUAUGGAAACAGGCGGUUAAAAAAAAAAACAGACAGACAGAACCCGUGCACGGGCUCUCAAAGGGGGCAGAGUCACAACCAAGAUGUCACCUUCACCACAUCUGCUCUCUGGCUUCCAGAGUCACGAAGUGAUCUUUUUAAUGAGGGUGUUUGCCAUGGGCAUGGCUUCAUCUUAGGCAGAUCUGCCCCGGUCCUCGGCAAACCCGGAAAAUAUGUCCGCGGUCGGGCACACUACGUCUUGGCAAGCCUUUCGCUGGGGCUUUAGCUGCUUGUCACGUGCCACCGGUGACCUGGGGUGGAAAAAACAUUAAAUGAAAUAUGAAACCCAUUGCAAAAGUAGCUUUAGGAAAGUAGUUAUUUCGGCAGGUGUGGUUGCUAAAUUCGUUGUCACUUAAAAAAUAUAAACUGUAUAUACAACCCAUUGACAAUUCAGUGUUGGAUAAAGCCUCUGUUUCCUCUCGCACUGCGUCAAUUGUAGAGUUUGGUUAAACAUACUUCACCAUGCUGGGUAAUACGGGUUUGGUGAAGGUAGGAAUCCUGGACCGGUUCCGAUAUCACUCAAUGGGAAUCAAAUUCGUGCCAGCGGGUUCACAGCGGCGCAUUGCGGUCCCGAACCCACCCCUUGUUGCAGUCAGAAUUAAUUAAAUGGUUAAUGUUGAAACUGUUGUUUGUAAUUGGAGAGGGUUUGGCAAGAGCGAGUUGUCUCGAGCUAAAUAAAAUCAAGCAAAGGGAGUAAAAAAUGCACGCACACAAAAUAUCUGCAGCAAUUCCAAACAUAGACGUACGCUUUUCUCAUUGAAUGUUAUAUUUCCCUGUCAUUGAGAUAUUCCAGAAUCUACUCUCUGAAGUGAAUCAUAUGUUUCAGCAUAUCAAUUAACUAUUUCAUUAGCAUUGUGUAUCUCGGUGAUACGCUUUACACAUUCCACGUUAAUUCCGUAUGCUGUAUUAAACCCAAGAAAAUGUAUAAAAUGCUAUACGUUUAA